Messenger RNA from Dendrobium catenatum, 1014 nucleotides. RefSeq names its product chaperonin-like RbcX protein 2, chloroplastic. The record is from RefSeq and is a predicted model, not a curated record. Gene Ontology annotation, biological process: ribulose bisphosphate carboxylase complex assembly. Lineage: Eukaryota; Viridiplantae; Streptophyta; Magnoliopsida; Asparagales; Orchidaceae. Gene Ontology annotation, molecular function: protein folding chaperone. The transcript has 5 exons. The coding region runs from base 196 to 807 and encodes 203 amino acids.
UUUCCGUGUUUGAAUUCGAAACACUUCACAACCCGAAGAAGAAAGCCAAAGCUCAGACCUUUCCCGUUUGUCUACCCACACCUAAAAACCUAGAUUUCCAUAUAAAGCAGUUCUUUUUCCAUUUUUCCUUUGUAAAAUUUACGAUUCUCGCUCCGAGAUCCCCGCCGGUCGAAGAAAGAUUCGAUCUUGGUGAGGAUGGCCGGAACUCAGACGAUGGUGAUCGGGCCUAUUCCAUCCGGCUUCUGCCCUCGGAGCAGCAGCUGCGAUUUAGGGUUAUGCAGCGGGCCCACUAGCCGGCGGCCUGCGGCGAGCCCGAGUCGGACGGGGUUGUGCAGUUCCUUUGUCGGAGGCUGGGGCGAUCGGAAGCGGCAGGCGGUGAGGUCGAAAAAGAGGAGGGAGAGGAACAGAUUUAUAGUGGAUGAGAUUGCGGGACAGUAUGAAGAGAGCUUUGAAGAUAUCCAUGGGCAACUUAUUAAUUUCUUCACUUAUAAAGCUGUAAGGACCGUUCUUCAUCAGCUCUAUGAAAUGAAUCCACCGAAGUAUAUUUGGUUCUACAACUUUGUCUCAAACAAUCAAGUAAAAGACGGCGCACGAUUCCUCCGCUCCCUCGGAAAGGAGCAUCAAGAAUUAGCAGAAAGAGUGAUGGUAACUCGCCUGCACCUCUAUGGUAAAUGGAUUAAGAAAUGUGAUCAUGCAAUGAUGUAUCAGCGAAUUUCUGAUGAAAAUCUGAAGUUGAUGCGUGAGAGGCUAAUGGAAACUGUAAUAUGGCCAUCUGAGGACCCAAAUGCAGAGAACCUUGACUCAUAAAUUGCAGAAAUGGGUUAGUUUACUUGUAUUAAGUUGUCUUGUUGGUGGUGUUGUUUCUAUACUUAACGUUAGCUUGAUUAACAGUUCAUGUGGAUAUUUUCAGUUCAAAAGAAUGAAAAAUGCCUUUAUUGUAUACUACUAUAUAGUUGAAGAAGUUAUUAUUACCAAAGGCAAUUGCCCAAUACAGCAUUGUUUAUUAUUACCUAA